CUUCUUCCUUCUUGUCGAUCCGAACCCGCGCCAAUAGUCCUCCUAAGAUCUCGCGAUCUCACUACAGAUCUCCAUUCCGAAAUCCCCUGAACCAAAAACUCGGUUAACCCCCUCCUUUUUUUCUCUUAUCUUAAUCCUAAAUUUCAGAUCUUUUGGCAAAAUUAAAGGACGCUAAAUAAACCUAAACAAAAAAUUUAAAACCAUUUACUUUGCUGAAAGUGGAAAGAUUUGUCAUUUGUGUAUAUAUAUGGUCGUUGGUGGAUCCAAUUGUGCUGCGUGGAACGAUUGCACAGCAAUCGAGCAAACCCUAGGGGGUGGCGUGAUGGGGGGAGAUGAUAGUGGCAACAACAUCAAAGAGGAGAAGGUUGGGGAUGUUGAAGAAGGUGAGAUUUCCGAUUCGACUUCAGUGGAGGAGAUCAGUGAGGAGGAUUUCGUCAAGCAGGAAUCCAAGGCUGAGACGACGAAAUCCAACGGCGGAGGAGACGGAGGAGCUAGGGUUUGGACGAUGCGGGAGCUCUACAACUACCCGGGGUUCCGCGGCUACCGGAACGGUCUGGUGAACCUGGCCUGGGCUCAGGCCGUGCAGAACAAGCCGCUGAAUGAGCUGUUUGUGAUGGAUGAGCAGCAGAGGUCGUCGUCGUCGGCGGUGGCGGUGAGCUCCGGCAAUGAGAAGGUGGUGAUUAUCGACAGUGGGGAUGAGAUGGAGGAGGGGGAGCUGGAGGAGGGGGAGAUUGAUUUGGAUUCCGAGAAUGGGAAGGGAGGUGAUAUGAAUGUGGAUAGGGAGGAGAGGGAUGUGGUGUGGGAGAAGCGAGUGAACUUGCUGAGGGAGGCAUUGGAGUCUCUGACGAUUACUGAGGCCGAGAAAUCAUUUGGGGAUGUAUGUCUCCGGUUUCUUGACGGCUUGGGAAGCUUGCGAGGAGUGCUUUCUCAGAUUAGUGUGUCCACUAAAGAAGCUCUAGUCAAGCAGCUGUUCAGUGCUGUAGUUGCUAUUAUCUCUGUGUUCCGCUCCAUGAGCCCUGAUCGGAAGGAGCAGAAUAAAGAGGUUCUUGCAAGGAUACUUUCUUCUGCGAAGAGUGAUCCUUCUCCUUUUCCUGCAGAGCAGCUGAACGAGAUAGAGGUGAUGAGUUCCUCUAUGGAUUCCUCUGAAGUGCAAUCUCAAACCGAAGCACAUAGUAAUGGGAAUGGGUUACAGUCUAUCAAUGGGGAUCACAAUUCGAAUUCUGCUACUGCAGUUGCAAAUGCCAGUCAUUUGUUCACUUAUUCAGCUAAUAAGUCUUCAGAUACACCUGUACCUGUGGUUCAUAGCAAUCCAAAUAUAUCGUCCGAAUUCCCAAGAUCAGGAACAUCCAGUUUUAAGGGUAGGGGGCUCAUGCUACCCCUCUUAGACCUUCACAUGGAUCAUGAUGAAGAUAGCCUUCCAUCUCCUACACGAGAACCACCAGCCUGUUUUCCUGUCCGGAAACCAUUGGUUGUUGCUGAUGGGAUGGCAAAAAAAUCUGGGUCAGAGACAGCUCGGGUGGCCCCAGAUGUACAAGGUUCAAAAUUGCAUGUCUAUGAAACCGAAGCUCUUAAGGCUGUUUCUAGCUAUCAACAAAAAUUUAGUCGCAAUUCUUUUUUGACAAGUGAACUUCCAAGCCCAACCCCUUCAGAAGACGGUGAUAAUGGGGAUGAUGAUGGCACUGGGGAGGUAUCUAGUUCCUCUGCCGCUAGUAAUGUGAGAACUCCACAUCCCCCUUUUUUUGGUCGUCAAGUUAUCUCUUCUCAUCCUCCUACCAUCCUGCCGGGUAGCUCUGGCAUGCAGGGACAAAUCACGGCAAAAAGUGCUGCCUCUGUCAGUUCGGGGUCUAGUAUGCCCAUUAAAUCUUCAGCUAAGAGUAGAGACCCUAGGCUACGAUUUGCCAAUUCUGAUGUUAGUGCUUCAACCCUUAACCAAGAGUCAAUUGCUGUGCAUAAUGCACCUAAAGUGGAUUCUGUUAUCACAGUAAGCUCAAGAAAGCAUAAAUUUGCUGAGGAGUCUAAUUUUGAUGGUCCUGAAUCAAAAAGACAAAGGGGUACAAACUCAGUGGUUGGUUGGGGUACAAAAACUUCUCUUGGAAGUUUGGAGGAUAGCAGUAGUGUUGGACCUCAUUUUAUUGACAGGAACCAGACUGUGGAGAAAAAGUUAGCUGAUCCUAGAAAAAUGGUCAAUGUUUCAAAUUCUCCUGGUACUGUAGAAGGCAACUCCAAUGGCCAAAAUACAGCUAAUGAGCAGCUGCCAUUAAUGGCUCCAAGCUCAGUUUCGUUGCCUGCAAUAUUGAAGGAUAUUGCUGUGAAUCCGACUAUGUUGAUUAACAUACUUAAGUUACAACAACAAAGAGUAGCAGAAGCUCAGCAGAAGGCUGCGGCUCCUGCAGAAAGUAUGACUUAUCCUCCAAGCUCAAUUUCAAUACUUGGUGCAGCUUCAUUGGUGAGUGAUCCAUCAAAGACUUCUGGAGCUUUGCCGAUGUCAACCAGUUCUUCGCAAACGGCUCCAAUGGAUGAGGCAGGAAAAGUCCGCAUGAAACUCCGGGACCCUCGUCGACUUCUUCAUGGUAAUGCACUUAAAAAGGGUGGAAGCUUGGGACAGGAACAGUUCAGAACAAUUGUACCCCCAUUGCCAAGCAGUCAGACAAACAAGGAUGAUCUGAAUGGGCAAAAGCAAGAUAGUCAGGCAGAUAACAAAUUGGUGCCUUCACAGUCAGUGGCUGUAGCAGCCCCUGACAUUGCUAGCCAAUUCACCAAAAAUCUUAAAAAUAUUGCUGAUAUUAUCUCUGUUUCCCAAGUAUCAACAACAAGUCCAACAAUACCUUCUCAGAAUCUAUCUACAGAACUGGUUCCAGUCAACCUGGACAAAGUUGAACAGAAAGCUGUGGAACAGCAUACUGGAAGGGUAUCUGCACCCGAACCAACUGCAGCAAGUCCAUCUUGCUCACCAGCCACGUGGGGAGAUGUUGAGCAUUUGUUUGAAGGAUAUGAUGACAAGCAGAAAGCAGCUAUUCAAAGAGAGAGAACAAGAAGGUUAGAAGAACAGAAGAAAAUGUUUGCUGCACGCAAGCUGUGCCUUGUGCUGGAUCUAGAUCACACACUUCUCAAUUCAGCUAAGUUUGUAGAAGUUGAUCUGGUGCAUGAUGAAAUUUUGAAAAAGAAAGAGGAACAGGAUCGUAAAGAGCCAAAAAGGCAUCUCUUCCGGUUUCAACAUAUGGGAAUGUGGACCAAAUUGCGGCCUGGGGUGUGGAAUUUUUUAGAGAAGGCUAGUCAACUUUUUGAGAUGCAUCUUUACACAAUGGGGAACAAGCUAUAUGCUACUGAGAUGGCAAAAGUGCUAGAUCCAACAGGGGCUCUUUUUGCCGGACGAGUUAUUUCUAGAGGUGAUGAUGGGGAUCCUCUUGAUGGUGAUGAGAGGGUUCCUAAGAGUAAGGAUUUGGAAGGAGUUUUGGGUAUGGAAUCAGCUGUUGUGAUUAUAGAUGAUUCUGUGAGGGUCUGGCCGCAUAACAAACUGAAUUUGAUAGUUGUAGAAAGGUAUACAUACUUUCCUUGUAGCAGACGGCAGUUCGGGCUUCUAGGUCCUUCCCUUCUUGAGAUUGAUCAUGAUGAGAGACAUGAAGAUGGAACUCUGGCAUCCUCAUUAGCGGUUAUUGAAAAGAUACAUCAGAUAUUUUUCUCCCAUCCUUCCCUAGAUGAAGCAGAUGUUAGAAAUAUUCUGGCCUCUGAGCAGCAAAAGAUUUUGGGUGGUUGUCGUAUAGUAUUUAGCAGGAUGUUUCCAGUUGGUGAGGUUAAUCCUCACCUUCAUCCUUUGUGGCAGACAGCCGAACAGUUUGGUGCUUCGUGCACCAACCAGAUAGAUGAUCAGGUUACCCAUGUAGUUGCCAAUUCUCUUGGGACUGACAAGGUGAAUUGGGCUCUUUCUUCUGGAAAAUUUGUUGUGCAUCCUGGCUGGGUGGAAGCUUCAGCUUUGCUUUAUCGGAGGGCAAAUGAGCAAGAUUUUGCCAUUAAACCAUGAAGGACCACAUCCUGACCCUUUCGUUAAACUAAAACUGAUGAACAUAGACUCGUGAAUCACCUGAAGUCGGGAUGGAACCUCAACCCUAGGUCAGGCCAUGCUAGAGUCAAGUCGGGCUUGACGUGACACUGCUUGGCCUUGUUUGUAUUAGUAUGUCCACCUAAUCAAUUGGCGAUUGCAUCGUGAAUUCCCUUGCCAGUUUGCCCAAGCAUUUGACAGAGCCCCGAGCUUCAAAAUAUUGCUUUCAUGAUGGGCUGUCGUUUUGAAGAAGAUCGAAGUGAUACUCGUGGUGGUUUGAACAUGGUUAUUGACUUAUUGUGUUUUGGCUUGGAGCAUUGUUUCCCUAACAGGUUUCCAUCUUGUGAAGGAGAUAAAUUUUGAGAAACCAGGUUCCCUUGACAACUUCCAGAAUCAGAUUCCAUUGACAACUUCCAAUUAUUGGAUGUGUAUACCCAGUGGACAUAUUAGGGGUGAUUGGAAUUUGAGUUUGUGAGGAUCCAAAACGUAAAGUAAUAGAUUGAAGUCGGGUGAGAUUCCGGCACCCGUAGGAGUUAAAGGGGUGACAAUACGGAGAACGGAUUGGAGGUAGAACUGUACAGCACUAAGGAAGUGCAUACUUGCGAGGGACUGGCUGGAUUUGAAUUUGGUGCGGUAGUAUCAUAGUUAACUGGGGCUAGUUGGCUGACAUUCUAUCUAAUUCCUGUCCCAACUUAACUAAAUUGGAUUUGCAAAAUGAAAGCAUGGGGAAAUAAGUUGAUGAAAGAAUCUGACCAUAUAGAAAAGUUGUUUUAACCUUAGCUUUGUAAUGUGUU
Messenger RNA from Argentina anserina (silverweed cinquefoil), 4830 nucleotides. Its product is annotated as RNA polymerase II C-terminal domain phosphatase-like 3. Gene Ontology annotation, cellular component: nucleus. The record is from RefSeq and is a predicted model, not a curated record. Bases 248 to 4018 code for a protein of 1256 amino acids. Lineage: Eukaryota; Viridiplantae; Streptophyta; Magnoliopsida; Rosales; Rosaceae. Gene Ontology annotation, molecular function: RNA polymerase II CTD heptapeptide repeat phosphatase activity. The transcript is spliced from 12 exons.